AUGCCUCACUACGCCAUCCUCUCCAUCCCAGCCAUGUGGCUCGUCUCGCUGUACCCGCACGCGCACGCCGUCGGGCUCAUCAAGAGCGCCAACAACAACCGCUGGGACAACGCCAACUCCAAGGGCCACGCCUGGUCCGCCACGAUGCAGCAGUCCGUGCCCGCCGACGUGCUCGCCCGCUUUGAGCGCGCCGAGGCCGCCCACCGCAACGGCUUCGAGAACCUGCCGCUCUUUGGCCUCGCCGUGCUGAGCGCCGAGUGGGCCGCCGUGCCCGAAGCCACCGUUGCCGUCACCGCCUGGACCUACGUGGCCUUGCGCGUCGCCUACAACGCCCUGUACCUGAACACGACGGAUGUGAAGACGAGCUUUGCGAGGUCGGGCGUGUGGGCGCUGAGUUCGUUGGUUGGCUUGAGCUUGUUUGUGAGGGCCGCCUUGCAGUGA
Diplodia corticola is the source of this 441-nucleotide messenger RNA. RefSeq names its product membrane-associated eicosanoid glutathione metabolism protein. Bases 1 to 441 code for a protein of 146 amino acids. The record is from RefSeq and is a predicted model, not a curated record. The transcript has a single exon. Gene Ontology annotation, cellular component: membrane. Lineage: Eukaryota; Fungi; Ascomycota; Dothideomycetes; Botryosphaeriales; Botryosphaeriaceae.